Osmia bicornis bicornis is the source of this 845-nucleotide messenger RNA. RefSeq names its product glycine-rich cell wall structural protein 1-like. The coding region runs from base 93 to 845 and encodes 250 amino acids. The record is from RefSeq and is a predicted model, not a curated record. The transcript has 2 exons. NCBI's taxonomy places the organism in Eukaryota, Metazoa, Arthropoda, Insecta, Hymenoptera, Megachilidae.
CGGGGAGUGGGCCAGUAGCCACGGCGAAAGUGCCGGUAUAUAUGCCAGUGAUUGGCGCAGUGUAGCUUCAGUGUGCACCUCCGAACGAUACCAUGAGCACUCCACAGAAGCUUAUAAUACUCGCCCUGGUGGCGACUAGCCUGGCCGGCGAGGCAAAGCAGUCGGACACGAAAGCCACUGUGGAGACGAAAGAAAAGAGCAAGCGAGGAUUGGAACUGAGCUUGGGUGGAUAUGAGAGCUACGGACUGGGAGGACACGGACUGAGCUAUGGAGGAUUAAGCUACGGAGGAGGCUUUGGCGGAGGUCUAGGCGGAGGUCUAGGUGGAGGUCUAGGUGGAGGCGGCGGAGGAGGUGGCGGCGGCGGCGGCGGCGGUGAUAAUGGCCGCAUAACUGGAAUCACCAUCCACCGAGAGAAUCAAGUACGCGUACCACAGCCGUACCCAGUCGAGAGAAACAUACCCGUACCAGUCCCAGUCCCCGUUAAGGUUCCAGUCGAGCGUCCAGUUCCUGUCCACAUACCAAAACCUUAUCCAGUCCCAGUAGAAAAGCAGAUCCCUGUGCCGGUGGAGAAACCAGUUCCGGUACCGUACAACGUGCCCGUCAAAGUACCCGUGUCGGUUCCUUACCCGGUUAGCGUACCGGUAAAGGUUCCAUACCCGAUCGAAAAGGAGGUCCCCUAUCCAGUCAAGGUCCCUGUGAUCGUUAAGGAAUCCUAUCCUGUACUGGUCAGCAGUGGCCACGGUGGUGGUUUCGGAGGCGGUUUGGGUGGCGGCUACGGAGGAGGUUACGGAGGUGGACACAGUUUUGGUGGUCACGAACUGUCUGGACUCAGCCUGCACCAUUAG